AGAAAGAAUUGCCGCUUAAAACAAAACCCAGCGCUUAAGGAUUAUGAUCAACCUUUAACAGCGCGUGAAGCCUUUUUUUUUUUUUUAAAUUUUUUUCUUCUUCGUAUCAUAAAUAUUCAUUCAAUUCAAUGCAUCCAUCGUCGUCAUCUAUUGCAUUUGUCCCUUCCCUAAGUGAACAGUGAUUUCUCAACAACAACCCCUUUUUAUUGUUCUUCUUCGUGCUGCUUUCUUUCUCUUUCCAGUUACGCUUUUUGAAUUCAUUUGGUGCUGAAUCGAAGGUGUAAUUUUUAUGGUUUGGAAUUAUUUCAACUUUGUCCGAAGAAGGUUUCAGAUUCCUUGUCAAGAUUAAUGUUUAAAGAUGGCUUUAUAUGAGCAUUUAGACGUUUUUCAGUGGGGUCUUAAUUUUCUUGACGGUGACCCUGCUUAUAGUCCUGGAUACUAUGGAAACACAAUGCAAAAUGAUACUGAUGACAUCUACAAUGGACACUACUUCCAUAGCCAUUAUGAUAACGAAUGUAACCAUGUAGAGAAUGAUGAGAUCAUUGCCCGCACUCUUCAAGAAGAGUUUUCACAGCUAGAAAUUGCUGAAUCUUCAAGGUAUUUACAGGCAGGUGAAGAACAGUUCCAUGUUUCUGAGACUGAACCUGCAUAUGAUUGGCAUAACUCUUCAAUGGUGAACUAUUGUUCAGGAGGCCAUGAUUAUGCCCAAGGAGUUGAUGACACAGAACCUUCUAGUUCAUGUUCUAGUCCAUGUGAAACAGAGGAAUAUUCAUUAGAGCUAACUGACAAUUAUCCACUUGAUGAUGAAGUAGGGAGGAGAUUGAGUCAAAUGAUACCAAUUCCUCAUGUUCCAAAAAUUAAUGGAGAAAUUCCUUCAAUUGAUGAAGCAACUUCGGAUCAUCAAAGACUUCUGGAUAGAUUGCAGUUAUAUGACUUUGUAGAGCACAGGGUACAAGGUGAUGGUAAUUGUCAGUUCCGUGCACUGUCUGAUCAAUUAUAUCAUGCACCUGAUCACCACAAGUUUGUGAGACGACAAGUUGUCAAUCAGCUAAAAUCUAAUCCAGAGAUUUAUGAUGGAUAUGUUCCCAUGGAAUAUGGUGACUAUUUGGAGAAGAUGUCUAUGAGUGGAGAAUGGGGUGAUCAUGUCACUCUUCAAGCAGCUGCAGAUUCGUAUGGUGUGAGAAUAUUUGUGAUGACUUCUUUCAAGGACACCUGUUGCAUAGAGAUUCUUCCUCAUUUUAAGAAGCCAAAAGGAGUGAUUUUCCUGAGUUUUUGGGCAGAGGUGCAUUACAACUCCAUCUACCCUCAAGGAGAUAUACCUUCGAGUGAAUCGAGAAGGAAGAAAAGGUGGUGGAACUUUGGAAGUAAACAUUAGAGUCUUGGCUGGCCUAGAGAGCAAACCCAUUCUGAAACUCUGCAAUUUUCCUUCUUCAGGAAUUAAAUUAUAUCCCCAUAUCUUGGCUGGUUUUUUUUUAUAUAAUUAAUUUGAUUUUCUUCUUUUAUCAAUUAAAUUAUAAAAUAUGGGUAUGCUGAUACAGUUGCAUCCCAGUGGCAUUUUGGAUGCUCUGUGGAAGAAACCAAAUUUUAUACAUAAAGGAUUAAAUACGA
Molecule: messenger RNA, 1608 nt
Organism: Gastrolobium bilobum
Lineage: Eukaryota; Viridiplantae; Streptophyta; Magnoliopsida; Fabales; Fabaceae
Product: OVARIAN TUMOR DOMAIN-containing deubiquitinating enzyme 12-like
Exons: 11
Coding region: 359-1375 (338 amino acids)
Biological process (GO): protein deubiquitination
Molecular function (GO): cysteine-type deubiquitinase activity
Source: RefSeq, a predicted model, not a curated record